This is a messenger RNA of Trichomycterus rosablanca, 1290 nucleotides long. RefSeq names its product sodium channel, voltage-gated, type I, beta b (gene scn1bb). Gene Ontology annotation, cellular component: voltage-gated sodium channel complex. The transcript has 6 exons. NCBI's taxonomy places the organism in Eukaryota, Metazoa, Chordata, Actinopteri, Siluriformes, Trichomycteridae. The record is from RefSeq and is a predicted model, not a curated record. Gene Ontology annotation, biological process: regulation of heart rate by cardiac conduction; regulation of sodium ion transmembrane transporter activity; sodium ion transport. Gene Ontology annotation, molecular function: transmembrane transporter binding; sodium channel inhibitor activity. Bases 302 to 997 code for a protein of 231 amino acids.
UUUCACUGACAUGCACGGUAAACCAAAGAAGCAAGCACUUAGCAGCAUGUGUGUCUUAUAGAACGGCCUCCAAAUUUUGCACAUCUCCCCGCUGCCUACACUCUGAGUGGCACAAUCUUGACCAAGACUGAUAAGUCUUCCUCCACUGUCCAAAGCAGCCUGACAGUGUUGUUGACUGGUGAACCCAGAUCCUUCUACAAUUAGUCUUUCUGACAGAAGAUACGUAGUGAAAACAGCUCCCUGCUACAUCACUUCUGAUUAGUGAAGAAGCAUCAUCAGCUCCCAAAUCCCUGCUGCAAGCAUGGGCAGGACUGUGCUCCACCUUUUGUCAGGCAGGUCUGCCAGGUGUUUCCUGUUCCUGGCUGUGCUCUGUGCUCUAUGUGUCUCUCUGGGUGAUGGAGCGUGUUCGGAGGUGGACUCGGACACAGAGGCGGUGGCUGGUUUUGGCUUUAAACUGGGCUGCAUCUCCUGCAAGAUCAGAGGGGAGGUGGAGGGCACUGCCAUCGCAGAGUGGUACUUCAGAGCUAAGGGGGAGUCCGAAUUUGCACAUAUCUACAGUUAUAAUGGUGACCAGGAAACCAUCAUUGAUAGUCGUUUCGAGAGCCGCGUGAGUUGGAAUGGCAGCAAAAACACAUUGGACCUGCAGGACGCCUCUAUCUAUCUCCACAACGUGACCCUCAACGAUUCGGGGGUGUACCGCUGCUUAUUUCGCCGGACCCUCUACUAUGAAAAUCAUGAACAUGAGACCACCCCCAACAAGCUGGUGCACCUCACUGUUUUGCCCAAAGCGAGGCGUGGCACAGCCUCCAUCGUGUCUGAGGUAAUGAUGUACGUGUCGAUCAUCGGGCUGCAGCUGUGGUUGCUGGUGGAGAUGAUAUACUGUUACAGAAAGAUCUCUGCGGCUGGGGAUGAAGCUCUCAGACUUAGCGCCGAGGAGUAUUUAGCGAUAGCGUCGGAAAGUAAAGACAAUUGCACAGGAGUGCAGGUGGCAGAAUAACACAGGCUUCUCUUGAGCCACCCACAUUCACCUCUACACUCCUUCCUCGGCUUUCCACUUCUUCCUGAUACCACCCCAAACAUUCAGCUGGAAUCUCUCCAUUUUUAUACUUCUAACCCAGAUUCUUAAUCUGAGUCCCAUCGUCUCAGCACCGCUUCCCGUUUCCUUCUCUAGUCCUGAAGCUUUUAGUGGACGGGUUUGAAUCAUAUCUAGCAGAACAGGAGAAGCACAGUGAGUGUGUUUACAUGCACUAUAAUAAUAAGGUUAUUAUCUGAUCUUAUUAGUGUCUAAUU